This is a messenger RNA of Ramularia collo-cygni, 1482 nucleotides long. Its product is annotated as related to permease of the major facilitator superfamily. Gene Ontology annotation, molecular function: transmembrane transporter activity. The record is from RefSeq and is a predicted model, not a curated record. The transcript is spliced from 8 exons. The coding region runs from base 1 to 1482 and encodes 493 amino acids. Gene Ontology annotation, cellular component: plasma membrane. Lineage: Eukaryota; Fungi; Ascomycota; Dothideomycetes; Mycosphaerellales; Mycosphaerellaceae. Gene Ontology annotation, biological process: transmembrane transport.
AUGGGCUCCGAUCUCAACUCCGAAGAGAAGCGAUUGGAUGCUGUCGUUACCUCUGCUGGUAGCAGUAGUAUUGACAAUGGCGUUCUCGAGGACUCUGACAUCAAUGUCAAGAUUGAACGCAGAAUCAUGUGGAAGCGGGACUUUAUUCUACUGCCAACCAUUGGUUUGCUGUACAUGAUUAUGUUCCUAGAUCGCACGAAUAUUGCCAACGCAAAGAUCGAGGGACUUGAAGCAGGUUUGGACAUGCCGUCAAACGGUUACAAUACCGCUCUUUGGAUAUUCUACGUCCCAUUCGUGUUGGCAGAAGUACCAAGUAACCUCAUUCUUAACAUGGGCAAGAUUGCCCCAAACUACUUUCUCGGCGGCAUGACUUGUAUCCUUGGUGUACUCGGAAUGUGUCAAGGUCUCACCGAAACUUACGGCGGCCUGCUAGCCCUCCGCUUUUUAAUGGGAGCUCUAGAAGCCUCCCUACCAGCUGGAGCAGCGUACAUGAUCUCCAUGUACUACACGAAGCGCGAGGCAGCCAUUCGAUUUGCAGCCUUCUUCAACUUUGCCCUGGGUGGUCCAUUCUUCUCGGGCUUGCUCGCCUAUGCCAUUACGAACCUCGAUGGCACAGGCGGCUAUGAGGGUUGGCGAUGGAUCUUCAUCAUCGAGGGUCUUAUGACUGUAUUCUUUGGAAUAAUAGCGCUAGUCUUCUGUCCUAACUUCCCGGAAAAGGCACAGCGGUGGUUCCUCAAACCGGAAGAACGCGAUUAUCUUGUGGCUAAGCUCCAUGCCUCACGAGGCCUAGAAGAGAAGGGAUCAGAGGCCGAAAAGGUCUCAACUUGGAAGGUCCUGCUGGAUUGGCGCAUUCAUCUAUUCACAAUGUGCUUUUUCUGCUGCGACUUCACAGCAGCAGCCAUCUCUUCCUUCAUGACAUCCAUUCUAACAGAACUGGGAUGGACAUCUUCCAAAGCCCAGCUCAUGACGAUGCCAAUUUGGGGCGCAGCCAUCGUAGUGACCUUUUCAGUGACAUGGGGCGCUUCGAAAUUCGACCUCCGCUUUCCUUGGGUAUUAUCCUGCAUCUGCUGCCAACUCGUAGGCUGGAUCAUCAUGAUGAUCUGGGUACCUGCACCAGGAGUACGAUAUGCCGCUCUAUUCUUCAUGGCGAUUGGCAGUAUUCCUCAAAUGCCACUGUUAAUGGCCUGGCUAAGUGCCAAUCUCAGAGGUCGAAAGUAUCUGGCCGUUGGUAUGGCUUGGAUGGUUGGUUUUGGCAACUGUGCAAAUCUCGUGUCAAGUAAUGUCUUCAUCAAGCAUGAGGCUCCUCGAUACUUCACCGGAAUGGUGAACGGGGUGACGUUCAGCUGUCUUGGACUUGCACUUGUUUGUCUCGCAGCUGCUUUGUUGGCGGUACUCAAUAGGAGGAGAUCUCAGAGAUUGGCGGGUAUGUCGACCGCUGAGAAGGAGCAGGAGAAUGUGUUGUCUUUCAAGUUUCAUCUCUAG